Messenger RNA from Homarus americanus (American lobster), 1107 nucleotides. RefSeq names its product carbonic anhydrase 1-like. The transcript has 9 exons. The record is from RefSeq and is a predicted model, not a curated record. Bases 1 to 1107 code for a protein of 368 amino acids. Gene Ontology annotation, cellular component: plasma membrane. Gene Ontology annotation, molecular function: carbonate dehydratase activity; zinc ion binding. NCBI's taxonomy places the organism in Eukaryota, Metazoa, Arthropoda, Malacostraca, Decapoda, Nephropidae.
AUGACUGGACGCCCCAAGGGCCAUGAGGGAUCGACCGACAAAGACGAAGACGUGCAACGAGUUGAAAUGAUGCAGCCUGAAAGGAGAGAGAAGUACGGCAGCAAGGAAGAAUCCGGCAGCACCUCAACUUCACUGAAGGAUAUGUUGUCCUCCUACCACAUGCAAAAUGCACGCAUCCUUACUUUCAAGGGGGAGAGCCGUGGAGAAUAUUGGGACUACUGUAAUUAUGUAGAUGGAAUUGAGAAUUGGAGCUAUCGGGGCUUGGCAGGACCCCAAUUUUGGAGCGACGAAUAUCCCAUGUGUGGAGGGAAGAGACAGUCACCCAUCAACAUUGCCACCGCGGAGGUCAAAGGGCAAUACCCGUGGACUCCAUUGAGAGUGAAGGAUUAUGGCAAGACCCCCAAGUCUAUGACGCUUAAGAACACUGGUCACACAGCCCUAGUGACCAUUGUGCAACACCCUAACCCGAGUAUACUAGGCGGGGAUUUAUCUGGAACAUACGCCUUCGUUCAGUUCCAAUUCCACUGGGGCACCAACGACACCUCGGGCUCUGAACACACCAUUGACGGCAACCGGUUCCAAGGAGAGCUACAUUUGGUCCACUACAAGACGGCGUACGGCAGUUUGGUGAAGGCUAUGAAUCAUGAGGAUGGUUUGGCCGUAUUAGCGAUCUUCCUCAGUGUUGGUCCUAAACACAACCCCAAGUUCAAUAAACUCUUCAAAGGUCUAGCCAAGGUACAUUACGCUGACACCCAGAAACAGAUCAAGCGCUUCCCGCUCAAACAUCUGUUGCCAACCUUCGUGAACACGUUUUACCGCUAUAAGGGUUCUAUGACAUACCCUCCCUGUCUUGAAAAUACCGUGUGGACCAUCUUCAAGGACCCCGUCACAAUCUCCGCUAAUCAGCUAACACGGUUCAGGAAGCUGACUGACGAUCGAGGAAAACCGUUAAAGAGUAACUUCCGUCCUGUGCAGCCGGGAUCUCUAAUGGUGAUGGGGGGCCGUGAAGCACCGUUCUGGCUCUACCACGGUAAACAAGUGUCUCUGGUCUUCUCUUAUCUAAGCCUGUUAUCUCGUUACCUGUGUCUCUGGUCUUCUCUUAUCUAA